AUGAUUAAAGACACGAAAUUGUCAACAAAGUCUAUAUUUUGUGAUGAUGGAGAUGUUUAGUGGCAAUCUAAUUCGUCCAAGGAACUUAGCAAUACAUUAACAGGACUAUUCCACAUUUACAAGGAGGAGAAGAGUCAUUAUAAACUUUUGGAAGUCUCCUUUAGCAGACCUUAUCUCAUGAAAUAGUCUAGAAAAUAAGGUUCCAAAGUUCUUGAUAUCACUAAUGCUGUAGUAGAGAAGGUGCAUAAUAAUAUAGUUGGAGAAGGAUUAAUAGUUUAAAAAAAUAACCUAAAGUUCUUCAUGUAUGGCCAGGUCGAUAAAUGGUUAGACGCAAUGUAAGACCUCUGCAUUUAAGUUAAUUUUCAUGAGGAUUAUUUUUUAUACAGAUUAAUUUCCAAUAGUUAGCAGUCUAAGGUGUACUUUGCAGAAGAUAGGAACACCAAAAUUGAUUAUGCAAUCAAAGUAUUUGAAAAGAAUUAAUUUGAUGAAGAAAUUGGGCCAAAGGCUUUGAAACAAGAAAUAGAAAUUCUCAGACUUCUGAAAAAUGAGCAUUUUACAAAACUAUUGAAAAUUUACGAAGGAGAUUAGGCAGUUUAUUUGGUAUUCGAACAGUAAAAGGGAGGUGACUUAUAGAGAUUUCUAAAGGAAAAUGAAAAUUCUUUAACAGAAAAAACAGCAUUUCAAGCUAUUAAAUAAUUGUUAUAGGGAAUAAAUCUGAUGCAUACUCUCAAUUAUAUGCAUCGUGAUUUAAAGCCUGAAAACAUAUUGUUAAAAAACAAGGAUUCUUUGGAAGAACUAAUUAUAAGUGAUUUGGGUUUGGCAGAAAGAGUCAAUAACGAGUAAAAACCAUUAUUCACCCUUUGUGGUACUCCUGGGUAUGUAGGUCCUGAGGUUCUCAAGAAACAGCCCUAUGAUUAAAAGGUCGAUAUUUAUGGCAUAGGGAUAAUCCUAUAUACCUUGCUCACAGGCAAAAAUCCCUUUUAGUCUAUUUUAAAGGAUGAAAUUCUUGAGUUGAAUAUGAUCGGAUAUGUCAAUAUAGACAAGGUAAAUUGCUCUGAACUUGGCAGAGAUUUACUGAAACAAUUAUUGCAGUUAUCUCCAAAUCGAAGACCAACUGCUCAGCAAGCAUUGAGACACUAGUAUUUUCAAAAUUAAUCUGAAGAAAAAGUACUUCCAAAAUAAAGCAUUAUUAUCUCAAAAUCUAAGGUCAAUUCUAUUCAUAGUGAAUAGCUCUCUCCACUAACCCCUAAUCUCAAUUUUGAUAAAUAUAAAGCACCUCAAAUUCAACCAUAAUAUUUAAGAUAAGCCACUCCCAAAUUGGAUAUUCAUCAAAAAAAUACUACAAACUUAAUGAAGAAAUUCAGAAGACCUUCAUGA
Molecule: messenger RNA, 1377 nt
Organism: Paramecium tetraurelia
Lineage: Eukaryota; Ciliophora; Oligohymenophorea; Peniculida; Parameciidae
Exons: 4
Biological process (GO): mitotic DNA damage checkpoint signaling; protein phosphorylation
Cellular component (GO): cytoplasm; nucleus
Molecular function (GO): protein serine/threonine kinase activity; ATP binding
Source: RefSeq, a predicted model, not a curated record